Patella vulgata (common limpet) is the source of this 1635-nucleotide messenger RNA. RefSeq lists its product as uncharacterized. The record is from RefSeq and is a predicted model, not a curated record. The transcript is spliced from 12 exons. The coding region runs from base 16 to 1635 and encodes 539 amino acids. Gene Ontology annotation, molecular function: pyridoxal phosphate binding; carbon-carbon lyase activity. Gene Ontology annotation, biological process: carboxylic acid metabolic process. Lineage: Eukaryota; Metazoa; Mollusca; Gastropoda; Patellidae.
CAUAUAUUUCUGAUCAUGACUUUCUUGUUAUACAUAGAACAUUUUAUCAUUACCGUCAUUGUUGUUGUGCUUUGCAACAUCUUCGUAAACAAGGGUAAGGAUGCCUUUUUGAAAGUGAUCGUUGGAGUGAUAAAGAACCUUCCGGGUAUGGACGUUAUUAUAGAGAAUGUGUUACGAAAUGAAGCAACAAACUUUAUGAAACAAGUCAAUCUGGCUCCUAAAAAGGGGGAAGCGAAGAAACCCAGAGUUGUUAUUCCAAAAGUCGGUAUACCCCAUGAUCAGUUAAGAGAGGAAUUAAAAGAUUUACAAGGUAAAGAGAACCAGAUAGAAGAUGGUAAUAUAUUCGCCUAUAUGUACACACUACCUGAUGAUCACUUCCAGAUACAAAAAGAAUGUUUUGAUAGAUUUGAAAAGGCCAUUGGAUAUUCAGUAGACCACGAUGCUUUAGUGACAGAAGCUCACCACGCCUUUCUGCAUGAAAAUGCUCUGAACCCAAUGAUCUUUCCCAGUCUCAGAACCAUGGAAACAGAAAUUUUAAGUAUGUCUGCAGCAAUGCUAAACGGGGAUGAAGAUGCGUGUGGAUUCCUCACUUCCGGUGGCACAGAGAGCAUUUUAAUGGCUGUCAAGUGUUAUAGAGAUCGAGCAAAGAAACUUUUCCCUCAUAUUAAAGAACCAGAAAUUAUAGCACCAAUCACAGCUCAUCCAGUCAUAGAAAAGGCCGCCCAUUAUUUUGGGUUGAAGAUAACACGUACCCCAAUCGGACCAGAUCACAGAGCUGAUGUCAAAGCAAUGGAAAGGGCAAUCACAUCUGAUACAAUUUUAUUGGUUGGAUCUGCUCCACAGUUUUGCCAUGGUAUUGUUGAUGACAUCGAGGCAAUAUCCGAUCUGGCCGUUCGAAAGGGGCUUCCGGUUCACGUGGACGGUUGUUUUGGUGGUUUUAUGUUGCCAUGGGUAGAGAAAUUGGGUUAUGAAGUACCUAAAUGGGAUUUCAGAUGUCCCGGAGUAAUGUCUAUUUCAGCUGAUAUUCAUAAAUAUGGAUAUACGGUUAAGGGUUCCAGUGUUAUUGUGUAUAGAAACGCUGAUAUAAGAAAGUAUCAAAUCUUUGUCUAUGCUGAAUGGCCGGGUGGUCUCUAUGGUUCACCUAGUAUGGCUGGUACACGGGGAGGUGGAAAUAUCGCUGCAUCCUGGACAUCAAUGAGAGCACUUGGUGAAGAUGGUUUUAUGAGAAAGGCGAAGGAAUUAAUGGACAUUACAAAUAAACUGAAAGAAGGCAUAAAUAACAUCGACGGAUUGUGUAUUCUUGGUAAACCAUGUAUGACUGGGUUUUCCAUCGGUUCUAAUAGCCCGGAUGUGGAUAUUCUUGCAGUAGCAGACGCCAUGGAAAAAAGAGGUUGGAAGAUGGAACGCCAACAAAAUCCCUUCUGUCUUCAUUGUUCUAUUUUACCCCAUCAUGCACCAGUAGCUGAUAAAAUGUUACUUCAUCUGAAGGAGUGUGCUGAAGAAUGUAGGGACAACAAGUCUCUGUCUAAACAAGGAACAGCUGGUGUGUACGGUAUGAUGGCUAAAAUACCAGAUAAAGGUCUCAUCAGUGAUUUUAUUGUCGAGUUCUUCAGUGAAGUUUAUAAGUGUAAAUAG